CCCUGCGGGCGAGCGGUGCGGCGGCGGUGGCCGCCCCCGGGGCCGCGGGCCGAUUAUGGGCGGCGCGGCGGCAGCGGGAGGGCGCUGAGGCGGGCGGCGGCGGCGGCAGCAUGGAGGCCAUCUGGCUCUACCAGUUCCGCCUGAUCGUCAUCGGCGACUCCACCGUGGGCAAGUCCUGCCUCAUCCGCCGCUUCACCGAGGGGCGAUUCGCCCAGAUCUCCGACCCCACGGUGGGCGUGGAUUUCUUCUCCAGGCUGGUGGAAAUCGAACCGGGCAAGAGGAUCAAGCUGCAGAUCUGGGACACGGCCGGCCAGGAGCGGUUCCGGUCCAUCACCAGAGCCUACUACAGGAACUCAGUUGGUGGACUCCUCCUCUUUGACAUUACAAACCGCAGGUCUUUCCAGAACGUCCAUGAGUGGCUAGAGGAGACUAAGGUGCACGUCCAGCCGUACCAGAUCGUCUUUGUUUUGGUGGGCCACAAGUGUGACCUUGACACGCAGCGGCAAGUCACCAGGCACGAGGCGGAGAAACUGGCGGCUGCAUAUGGUAUGAAGUACAUUGAGACCUCGGCUCGGGAUGCCAUUAACGUGGAGAAGGCCUUCACGGAUCUGACUCGAGAUAUAUACGAGCUGGUUAAAAGGGGGGAUAUUUCAAUCCAGGAGGGAUGGGAAGGGGUAAAGAGUGGGUUUGUCCCAAACGUAGUGCACUCAUCAGAAGAAGUGGUGAAAUCAGAUAGGAGAUGUUUGUGCUGAGCUUUUCUAGUGAGGCAAGUGGUGAUGAACUCUACUAACCAAAUGUACUUUACUAAGUGAACUCAGUGUGACAGAAGGCAGAGCAACGCUCCCGUUGUGAACAGCCUCCUGCGUUGUUUUGGACACCAGAACAGACCCCGGGGAAAGAAAUGUCUGUUCCAAAUAACCUUUCAGAACUGGGGGCUACAAACCUACAGGAGAGUGAGCGAGGGUGCAUGUAGAUGUUGUAAGGAGGCAGGAAGCAGAAAUGAGGGGCUGCAGGAGAGAGGAGAGAGUUCACAGAGAGUCGAAUGGGCUGGCACAUGCUAGGGUACUGUACAUGUUCUCUUUUAAGUGAAUCCAUAACUCUAUGCUGGGUAUUGAAGCCACAGCAUGGAUACUUCAGUGGUUUGACAAUGGGCAUAGAGAAAGAAAGAGGACAGCUUUGCUUGUGUCAGCUGUUUAUUUCCAGGAAAGGGAAAAGGCAGCACAGAUAGAGUCUUCUUAUGAGGCCAGCUCCACAGGAAAAGUUACUGACAUGGUAUGCACACUUCUGAACUGUCUUUCUUAUGUUCUUGAACCUAGUUUGAUAGCAAAGAAUAUUCUGUGGGACUUUAAGAGGAGAACUACUAAUAGUUAUUUGAUUGGUAAUUAAAAUGUAAAUUGUUCCCCCCUCAAUAGUGCUUUUCUUGCUGUGCUGAACCGGGAUUCUAAGUGGAACUCCUGCUCCAGUAGUAAUUAUUCAAUGCAUUGUUACGCAUUUACUGCCUAGGUGAGUACCUGGAAAGUACCCUGAGUUCGGGGCUUGCCAAUAGAAUUAAGUGAUCAAGAGCAUAGAGAGAACCAUGUCCUCAUAUACUAUCUGUUCAGGCUGGGGUGGUGCAGCCAGAUGGGACACACCAACACUUCUGUCCUGGUAACCGCACUGUGCUGAUCUUUUGGAUGUCCUACCAGCCAGGUCACAGGGAGGAAUGGAAUGGAUCUGGGUGGGGAAAAACCAACCAAAAAAGCUUGAAAAGCGUAACUCAGGUGCAUUGGACAUUCUAAAAGGUGAAACUUGCUUUUUAAAAAAGUUAAAAUAGCAUGGAAAAGCAACAGCUUCCAUCAGUACUUUCUGCUGUUCAAGUGCCAUUUUCUUCCUUGGCAUUUCUGAAAGAAGAGCACUAGCACGGGGAAGGAGGAGUGCACAACAGAAGUGGCUGAGCAGGGGAAAGGAAAGCCACAAAAGGAAGCUCACAAGUAACACUUGUUUUCCUCCACGUUUUGUUUUGACACUAGAGGAUCCAUCUCAGGUUGGUCAUUGUGGGAUGGUAGCCAUGUUAGAAAAGCUGUAUGAAGGUGGAUGUUUUCUGGGAAUGCCAGUCGCCGCUUCGAAGCUUUGCUUCCACUAAGUUUUACUUUAAGCUUUCAAAGUGCAACUCCUGGGGCAAACUAGGGAAGUUCAGCCUAUUAAAACUAUAGUGGGUUAUUUUUUUCACUGAAAUUUGCAAGCUUUAUCCUUCAAACUGCUAAUGGGCAGGAGGGAGGGAUUAGGGAAUAAAACACAGGAAGCCCUUAAGUGUUUGAUUUUGGGCUGCCAAGCAGAGAAGAAUAAAAUACUUGUGGCAGCUUGUUAAGCUAUCCCACCUUCAGAAGUGUGGAUCUUCUCACUUCCUGUCGACUUCAGACUGUUUCUCCCUUUAAAUGUGUUCUCAUGGUUUGCAGCAUAUGGGCAGGGCUGUAUGAAGAACUCCUCCCCCCCGCUGUGUUUCUUUACUAUUAAAGCUGUGACAAAACAAAACCCACAUCAAACCCAACCCAACAGCCACAACCCUGAAAACAAAAAAAAUACAGUUUUGUUUUCAGUGUUCUAGGAACAAUUUCAGUUCCUGGCCCCUGCAGAGGAGCAGCAGUGGUGCACCUGCUGGGAAGGCACUGGUUGCAAACUGAGAAAGGGACAAGUGGCAAUCGUCUUUCUUUGUCACUGCUAACCUCUUAGCACUCUUGAAUAGUCUUCAACCUUAUCGACCCCCCCUUGUGGUAAAGCCCAGUGAAUUCCUGGCAUGCAGUUUAUCUUCAGGGUAAGAUUAAAAACAAUCCCUUUACAAAAUCUCUUUCUAGGUGAUCAAAGCUGGAGAAGAUUGAUGCAGAGAGCACCACAGGAGCCUGACUGCCAUGGGCUCUCACAGGCUGAUGCCAGUGGAAAGCACAAGGUUUGCUUGAACCAGGUCUGUUAGUUGUAUUUUGACAAAGGCAAGGACAAACCGAUCCAAAAGUGUCAGUGUCUUCAGUCUCUGACUGGCGGUUCACAAGGUGUGUUGUGGGCUGUGUAGCUGAGGGUAGCAGAGCUGGAGUGCUGCAUUAACAGCAAUUAGAAGUUGGAUCAAAUGAUGUUUUAGCAAUAGUAAAAUUCUUUAAUUCUCUGUGCAGGAACCUGGCCAGCAGAGGAAAGAUCACUUUUCACAGGACAACCAAUAUUUUAUUUAAUGGGUUUUGGACAUUCCCCUUUACUGCUCCCAGAGAGAAAUUCCAGAAAGCCUAACUCUGUAAAGUGCAUUCAGGCCUUCAGAGUCAGCCUUCAAUUUAAAACCACGAGUGUCAUAAUUCUGAAGAGGAACAGGACAGAAGAAAAUGGUCACAGUCUUAACUACUUAGAGGUAAUAAAUGGUUAUAUUAAAUGAUAGAGAAAUCAUUAUCUACAUCUUUUUCUAAUUCCUUGCAUUUUCUAGACAGCUUAUUGAAAUAUAGGAAAUGUAGAUUCAUCUGUACAAAAUUUGGAAUGUUUUUUCUAAGAUGAAGAACUUACAGGAUAUGCUGAGAAUUCUUUUCUAACAACUGGUUUUAAUGCUUUGGCUUGUAGUGCAAAAGGGACUUAGAGAAAGCAGAAGGUGAUACCUUUUCACAGGAGAAAGGGCAGGAGCUCUUUUACUCUAGGACAAAAAGGGGCAAAAGCUAACUUUCCGUGGUCUCUACCACAUCUUAAAAACAAUCUGCAUGUUAGACUGAAGCUGCUCAGAACCUCCAGAAUAAAAGCAUACUGUAGAGUUUCCGCGCUUUCUGUUACGCACUGUAAGGAAAUGUGAAAAUAAUGCUGUAUUUAGCUGUCUGUAUGUGACUGAAAAUAUGCUUGUAUUUAGCAAAAUGGUUACUAUGUGGUAAUGUGAAAUUCAAACUUGUAAAGAAA
Molecule: messenger RNA, 3894 nt
Organism: Pogoniulus pusillus (Red-fronted tinkerbird)
Lineage: Eukaryota; Metazoa; Chordata; Aves; Piciformes; Lybiidae
Gene: RAB39B
Product: RAB39B, member RAS oncogene family
Exons: 2
Coding region: 111-752 (213 amino acids)
Biological process (GO): vesicle-mediated transport; Rab protein signal transduction
Cellular component (GO): Golgi apparatus
Molecular function (GO): GTP binding; GTPase activity; myosin V binding
Source: RefSeq, a predicted model, not a curated record